Messenger RNA from Nasonia vitripennis (jewel wasp), 700 nucleotides. RefSeq lists its product as uncharacterized. NCBI's taxonomy places the organism in Eukaryota, Metazoa, Arthropoda, Insecta, Hymenoptera, Pteromalidae. The coding region runs from base 62 to 700 and encodes 212 amino acids. The record is from RefSeq and is a predicted model, not a curated record. The transcript has 2 exons.
UUCGAGUAUAACCCCUCAAGAUACACCGGAGUCAGGAUUUUUCUUGCAAGCUGACAAGAAAAUGUCACCGAAGAAGCUAAAUUCAUCAAUGCAGCCUUCUCGAAGCCGACGGAGUCUGCAGGUCGCCCAGGAGCGUAUACGUUGGCUGGUCGCCAACGCACCAACUCUCCUAACAAUGCUCGACUACGUCUCCUGGGCAAUGGACGUGGUCGAAACACUGCCACAACCACCAAAUGCUGCUUUGCAGCAAUUAGCACCGCGACGAUCUCCGACGGCUGACCUGCCACGACGAUCUCCGGCGGCUAACCUGCCACGACGAUCCCCGGUGGCUGACCUGCCACAACGAUCCCCGGUGGCUGACCAGCCUCGACGAUCCUCGACGGCUGAGCAGCCGCAGAGAUCUUCGACGGCUGAGCAUCCUCGACGAUCCUCGCGGCUGACCCGGCGCAGCGAUCUCCGACGGCUGACCCGCCACGGCGAUCCCCAAUGGCUGAGCAGCCUCAGAGAUCUUCGACGGCUGAGCAUCCUCGACGAUCCUCGCGGCUGCCGGCGCAGCGAUCCCCAAUGGCUGAGCAGCCUCAGAGAUCUUCGACGGCUGAGCAUCCUCGACGAUCCUCGGCGGCUGACCCGGAGCAGCGAUCUCCGACGGCUGACCCGCCACGGCGAUCCCCAAUGGCUGAGCAGCCUCGGCGAUCUUUGA